AUGAUUAAAGUCUAUGAGUCAGUGACUGCAUCCGUGACUAACACUUUGGCAUUGACGAAAUAUUUAUUUUUGAUAGUUUAUUCGAAGGAAAUUUUCAAUUUUAUUAAUGAAGUUCAAGACAUAAAUAAGAAUUGCACAUCAAAAGAUCAUGUGGAAGUCAUUAACAAAGCAAACAGACUUGAUCGAAUUGUAUUUAAAUGCAUGUUUGUGUCAUGUCUGAUUGGAACAACUGGAUACGUUUUAGGACCUGUCAUAAAAAUGAUCAUCACUGUCGUAGUCUUUAAAGGUCCUUGGAACUAUGAAAUGAUUGUGAAUUUUUAUAAGCCAUCAAAUUUUGGUUCUUAUUUACUUAAUUAUUUGAUUCAGAUCCUGGACUGCAUUUUAGGUGGAUUUGUGAAUGUUGCCGUCGAUACAAUUUUCUUUGGAUUAUCCAUAAACAUCUGUGCACACUUAAAAAUUCUCAGCCUUAUUACAGACGAUUGUAAGCUUCUUAUUUUUGUAAACUAUCAUCAAAGUGUCCUUGAAAUGGCAUCAAAGCUUAAAAAGCUGUAUAAAGUAAUUAUUUUUCUUCAAUACAUGCUGCUUUCAAUCUUGUUAUGCGUUCUUGCAUUUCCAAUUGUUUACAAUGAUGACAUCCUGAAGACAAUUCCACACAUUUUUCAUGCAGUCGCUGGAAUUGUUGAAAUGCUGAUUUAUUCUUAUUGUGGACAGACAAUUAUGGAUCGUGCUGCUGACAUCUGUAAGAAUUGUUAUGAGUCAGACAUGAUGAUGGUGAUGUUGAGGACGAAAUAUGAAGUUAGGAUUGAGUCAAUGUUCUAUCAUGCAUCACUGCCAACUUUUACUUUAAUGGUUAGCCGGACAAUGUCAUUGAUGACUUUAAUGAAGUCUUUUUUGUAG
Molecule: messenger RNA, 897 nt
Organism: Chironomus riparius
Lineage: Eukaryota; Metazoa; Arthropoda; Insecta; Diptera; Chironomidae
Source: the annotation of a GenBank genome assembly